GGUUCGAUAUGAGAUUUUUUUGGGUCAACUAAGAACAGUGUUUUCCCACUAAGAGACAGAAGUGUGACCUACCAUGUCUCCUUGUUCCCCAACUCAACGAUUUCAACGAAUCAACUAAGGGAAGAGGCGUUUCUUUCUCAUGAAGGGUCAAGCAUUAUCACCCACACACUUAUUUCGCAAGAGAUAAGCAUUAUCACCCACACACUUAUUUCACAAGAGAUAAGGUACAUUUCCUCCAUCUCUCUCAUUUCCGUCUUCUACCUCACUCUCUCUUCUCUCACUCUCGACCGACACUUUACUUUCCUUAUCCUAUCGCAAUCUCUCAUCUCUCUCCAUCUUUUUCCAACGACACUCUCAUUCAACUCUCACCUUAUCUCUUAUCUCAAAUCGCAAAAAUCAUCUCUCUCACUUCGCUUUCCACCAUCAAAGCUUCAAAACACCCCAAGAACAACCAUUCUUCACUCAUCCAUCUCCCUAAUCGCUUACCCUUCCAUUUCUCUUUGAAUUCGUUUUCAUUCUCACUCUUCACUACCGUUAUCAAGUUCAUCUUUUUCAUCUCCUCAACCUCCAUCAUCCUUAAUCUUCAUCACUUUACCACCAUCUCGAGCCGAUUUCUCUUUUGUUUCUCCGAUUUGGGAACCAAUACUCUUCAAGCUGUUGGGUUGUUACUCUUGUCAAUUCAUCACCCUUGAAGCUUGACCGUACUCGACCACAUCGAAGAAGAAGACGACUCACCUGAAAAGAAGCUACUCGACCGUUGUCAUCAACACUCGACCGCCGUUUCACCAAAGUACUCGACCGUGAGAAAGGAGACUCACUCAACCGAUCACCACAACUUAUUUUAGAAAGAGAAGAAAAGGGUUGAGAUACUCGAUGCUAUACUCGACCGCACUCUACCUCAAUUCGUCGUCUCAAAGUACUCACCGCUGCCUCCAACACACAACCACUAAAGUCACUCAACCACAAACCAAGAAGAAAAUCAUAUUCUCGACCUCGCAACUCAACACAUACUCGACCUCCUCUCGACCGUAUCACCUCGUUAACCACUCGACCGCAAAAAUCAGAAACCACUCAAACCGGUUUACUCGACGCUAUACUUGACCAACACCGGAUCAUCAUAAGCAAUUAAAGUGGCGAUUAAUCAAUGGAUGCUGAUAACAACGUCGAUGAAGCUGAAUCCUAAUCUACAAGAGCAGAAAGAGAAAAACAGGCAUACGAGGGUUUCAGAACAAAAAUGGAACGCUCUGCAGGUCGUCGUAGUCAGAGACGAGCUGAGAUAGGACGAGGGAAGAGGGCACUCACGGAGAGAUACAAACUGGUAGAUGAGGACUUGGAAGUCGAGUAUGUGCCUGAGCAAUCUGGCAGAGCCACAAAGCUUCUACACAAGCCCGACGAACUAACAGUUGAAGAGUACAUCAAACUCUUCAAGCUAAAUGAUUUAUGGGGAACAAGAUAUUUGUCCUCUCAAACACUGGCACAGUUGGGGUUACUCGAAGACAUUCAGCAUUUGUUCUAGAGUUAUCACUUGGAUACUCUAAUGUCCUACCCAUAUGUUGCCUACAAGGAGGAAACCAUUCAGCUCCUCUCCACACUGCAAGUGGAGCUCUACCAGGGGUUGACAGAAGACGAGUUGGAGAGUGAAGGAUUGGGAUUCUUGACAUUCUCCGUGUAUGGCUAGAGGUACAUGUUGACGAUCAAGCGCUUAGAAGGAUUGUUUGGUUUUCCUAGUAGAACGGGAACCAAACCAAAGUUUGACAGAGGUGAGUUGAAGGACUUGUGGCUCACCAUUGGAAGCUCCGCACCGCUGAACUCUGCGAGGUCUAAGAGCAACCAAAUGUGCAGCCCUGUUAUCAGAUACUUUCAGCGUUCAGUGGCUAAUGCCCUCUACUCUAGAGAGAUAACAGGCACUGUGACCAACUCUGAUAUGGAGAUGAUCGAUUCAGCUCUCAGGGUACUCUCCACCAAACUAAGAAUGGUUUAACUCUGCAAGGUGAUAUCAGUGACACACCUCCAGCAAUACUUCUUUUGAUCCACCUAUGUGGAUACAAGAAGUGGGCGAUCACUAACAACAACAAGAGAGCACGAGGAGCUUUAUGCAUAGGAGGUGUUGUGACACCAAUUCUGAUCGCCUACAAGGUUUCAAUCACAUCUGAAGGAACUAAUCCAAGAGCAAUGAACUUCGAGCAUUUGCAUCACUGUGAGUUCCUCGAGUAUGGAAUGGUUGGCGACAGGCAUCGUUACCGGUUUGAGCAUCCAACGAACAAGAAAGCUAACAUCUUUCUCCCCUGCCUUGCAGCUACACGCAUCAUAGAGGGAAACAACAUUGACUUUGAGCCUGCAAUUGAUGACCUAUAUGUCGAGAGCGCUCAGUCAAUGGAUGAGGAUGUUCCUGUAGAAGAAGCUGUAGAAGAAAAAGAUGAUGAGAUGGAUGAGGAUAGCAAAGAGGAGUAUGAUACAAGAAUGUAUCACUUUGGCGAGCAAGUAGCACCAGCGAGGGAGAGUAAGAGCUUGAGUGAAGCUCACAAAAAUGCAAGCCUGCUGAAGAAGUGGAACAAGAAGCAGGAUAAGAUCAUCGCUAAGUCCCUGAAGACUAUCAAGUCUCUGAAGGUUAUGAUAAGUUGCUCCUCUUCCAGCACGGCUAUGCCACAGGGACAGCCACCUCAGGACAUGCCCUCAAGGAGAUAUGAUGAGCCUAAGCCAAGGCAAUACGGGCCUGAGCCAAGUGAGCAUGGAGUCUCACAUGUCCCUGCGAGGCAUUCCUCACACGAGCCUCGGGAGCACAAGAGAAGGAAGAGAGCUGAAUUUGCUCGCUCUAGCAGCAAGGCACGACUUCUCCAUGUUAGAAGUUCACUCGACCGCGGUGCUGGCCGCAACAGAGGAGAAGAGGUCAAGUAUCACGAGGGAGAUGGAGCUGAGACACAACAGGGAGACUCUUCAAUGGCCUGGCAGGAAUCGCAGGCAGGCAUUGAUGAUCACCUCCGCUCCUUCUUCGAUUGAGGUACGCACUACUCUCCACCAUUGUUAAAUACCAUCCUUUGUUUGUUUUUGUUUCUGUGAUGUUUUUGUCCUGAGUACUCUCUUCCAAAUUUGGUCACACAGAGGACUGUGUGAUUUAAGUUUAGGGAGGGCUCAAGAAGUGUUUGUUAUCUAAUAAAGUUUCUUUUGUUCUUAUUUUCAAAAAAAUAUUUCAUUGUACAUACUCUUGAGUCUGCAUGCAUCUAUGUUUUUGAAAAAAGCCUAAAAAUUUGAAAAAUUUCUGAAAAUGAUUUCACAAAAACAGAGUGUUCAUGUAGUUGCAUUUUCAUCUUAAGAUAGAGUCUAGAAUGUUUCAUAUAGGAGUGUUGCAUAUGCAUAGGGGAUGAUGAUGAGAGAACCUUGUCAUCAUGCUCAUUUACUGGAUGAAUUCAAUGCCCUUGUUGUUAGCUGUUUAAUGCUUGUGAUAGAACUUGAAGUAAGACAGAACCAUAUUUGGAAUUCACAACUUGACUCUCUUGUUCUGAUUAAAGCAUGCUUGAUGUGAUUCUUUUCUCUGUCAAUAUGAACAUGAACUUGACUUAUAAUUAUCAUGUCUUUGCAUUGUUGUUGAAGUUGUGGCUACCAAUACACAUACUUGGAUUUUCUUUCACCUUCCACCACUCUUGCUAAUCCAAGUAGCUGAUUCCCAUUAUUGGAACAGUUUCCCCUACCCUGAACCUAGCCUUUCUUUCAAGACCUAAAUAAAUUUGUGUGUGUCUGAGGCCUAUUUCCAUAUUGAGCUUGGUAGAAAG
Messenger RNA from Arabidopsis lyrata subsp. lyrata, 3767 nucleotides. RefSeq lists its product as uncharacterized. The transcript is spliced from 2 exons. Bases 2173 to 2997 code for a protein of 274 amino acids. The record is from RefSeq and is a predicted model, not a curated record. Lineage: Eukaryota; Viridiplantae; Streptophyta; Magnoliopsida; Brassicales; Brassicaceae.